AGUGCAGAUAUGGCCAAUGUUAGGGAUAAUUCAGUCUACCUGCUAGUAUGAUUGACCAUCAUAUACCCUUUACUUUUAUGCUGGGGUUCAAGCACCUGGUGACUCAACAGAGGAAGCUCUGCUCUUGGCCCGUUUCAGGACAUAGCAUUGACUGUUUGGUUUCCUCUCCGUUAAAAUAGGUGCUUCAGUCUAGGGCACAUUCUUGAGUGCAAGACGCGUGGUUUCUUACGCACCUGAUGAAAGUCAAGCAAUAAUUAAGGGUCUUUUUAAAGGCUACUUCACUUUGAAAUACUCCUUUCUAAAGCUUAGCGGAGGAAUGCUAGUUUUUUAUAUGAAUCCUCCUCCAAGGGUCUUGGACUUAAUUAUGCUGUGGUUGCUCUUACUUAGUAGUUCAGCUAUGAAUGUUGAAAUUAGUUUUCCAAACCGUGUCCAUUUGUGACACUGCCAGUUUAUAUGUAGGUAGUUGAAGUUGCUUCUUGUUGCUGUUUUUAUUACUUACCUCUUUGUUUUUUUCAUAACACUGGGCAUCCAAUAACCUUUUCCCGAUCAGAUGGCCAGUCAUGUAGUCCUAUUAGUAUACUUGUAUUCCUCUGAUUUUAGGAUUAGUAUCCAUACAGACUCGAUGUAUCCAUCCUCGCCACUCAGAAUUGUCUCAUAUUCUAUGGAAUUUCUUAGUAUAGUACUAUUCCCUCCUCUAACCUAAUCGGUACUUCAUGUGUAGUUUAUAUCCAGGUAUUGCAGUAUCUUUUAUUUUUUUUUAUGCCUACUGUUAUUCUGAAUGUUCUUGUUAUCCAUAUAAAUAUCCAAGCCUUUUCUGAAUGGUGCUAAGCUCUUGGCUUCAUUGAUAUCUUGUUGCAAAACUUCACCAGUUUUUUCCCCAGUAAUGGGGGGAGUGGAGUUCAGAUGUUUAGAUGGGGACUCCUCUGCCAAGCUGAGGAGACUCCUCUCGGAGCAGUGUAAUCUCUAUUUCCUAUCCAGAUGCUGCUACUGAGCUCUGUUCCUUCUGGUGUUUCGUCUGAUGAUAGAUCAAAAUUCUUUUCCUAUGAGUUGGAUUUAAAUAAAUGUAAAGGAUUGCACUAUGCUGAUGCCUUUUAUUUGAAGUCUGUUUUUAACUCUUAUUAGAGAGACAAAGUGGGUUAGGUGUUUGUUGGUGUUUGUUUAUCUUUAUUGGGCCAACUUCUGUUGGAGAAAGACAAGCUUUCAAACUUACGCAGAGCUUUUCUUCAGGUCUGGUCUUAUGGCCAACUUAAUUUUCUGCAAUACUUAAACUAUAGUAGUUUGUAUCUUAAUUCUUCCAAGAAUAAAUAUUGAGACAGAUUAAAAAAAAUCUGUAAUAAUUAAUCUUGUGGUCACUAAUCUUAUUUGCGGAGAAUUGUAUUCUUGAAAGGACAUAUUCUUUUGUACUGUUCUUUCACUGUUAUAAAGUUGUACGUUUAUUACUGACUUAGAAAAGUUAUCUUCCUAAGUUGAACCUUAAUUCUGCCUUCAUUCAAAAUGGCAUCAUAGUAAUCUGAAGAAUGAUGGUAAUGUUAAGCUUGUAAUCAGUGUGUUAAUUCUCACCCACGCCUUUUGUUACUGAUAGUGCAGUUUCUUGUACAAGUCUGGAUAAACAUUACUGGAGAACAUUUUUAAAAGUAUAAUCCUUGUUCUGCCAGUGUGGUAACUUUUUCCUUCUGGAAUCGGUGUUUUUUGAGUAUUUAAACUGGUUUUAUUAGUAAUUUGUAAAACAAUGCAAUGAUUUUUUUAAAUUUGAAAAUCAAAGGAUAUAAUUAAUCUUAAUACAGUUGACAUAGUAAACAUACAGUGUAAAUAUCUGAAUGUCUGUUCACUUGAGUAAUGCAUUGUAAAGCUUAAAUGGGCCUCUGCCAAUUUGAAAUCUAAUCAUCUUCAAAAAAGUUGAAAAGGUUUUGCAUUACAGUUGAGUUCCCUUGACAAUAUUUUGGAUUUACAAUUACAUUUUCCUAUAAUUUAAAACAAAUCCUUCCUCUGUGCUAUGUGAAAUAUGCUCCCAAGCAGCAGAAACUAUGACUCUGAUAAACACAUAGUGCUGUCAAAUAUACAAAGUAAACAAACCGUUUUCCCUCUGAUCUGCUUAGCUUUGCAGGUCGCCUUGAAUGCAUUAUUCUGCUGCCCCUCUUCAGUGGCUCCCAGUUAAAUGUAGAACCCAGUUCAAGGUGUCUGCUCUGAUAUUCAGAGCCCCCUAUGAAGUUGGCCCUGGAUACCUUAGAAAUAGUGUGAUUAGUUUAUAGGAAAUUCUCACGCUCCAUGACCAUGAGUUCCCACAACUGACACCUCCUCAUCUGUUGUUGGGAGUGGACUACAUCCACCCUGAUCGAAUUGGCCCUGUCAACACUGGUUCUCCACUUGUGAGGUUGUUGUUUCCCGUGUCUUGCACCUUUUUCCUGAAGGGAGGAAAUGAUCUUAGGAGAACUUGUUUCAAAUUGAUCACUGAUACGGAGUCUUCAAGGUCCAGAAACUUGCAGUGGGGGAAAAAAUUAAUCUCUUUGAAGGUUUUUUGAAGAUUGUCUUAUUAAAAGGGGAAAAAAAUGACGACUUCGUCUAUUAGACGGCAAAUGAAAAACAUUGUGAACAAUUAUUCAGAGGCUGAAAUAAAAGUUCGGGAAGCAACUUCCAAUGACCCCUGGGGUCCUUCUAGUUCCUUAAUGACUGAAAUAGCAGAUCUGACUUACAAUGUGGUAGCCUUUUCUGAAAUUAUGAGCAUGAUCUGGAAACGGCUGAAUGACCAUGGCAAAAACUGGCGGCAUGUGUAUAAGGCCCUUACUCUGUUAGAUUACCUGAUUAAAACUGGCUCUGAGAGGGUGGCACAGCAGUGUAAAGAGAACAUUUUUGCUAUUCAAACACUGAAGGACUUCCAGUAUAUCGAUCGAGAUGGUAAGGACCAGGGCAUCAAUGUACGGGAGAAGUCCAAGCAGCUGGUCUCUCUUCUGAAGGAUGAUGAGCGACUCAAGACAGAGAGGGCCCAAGCCCUAAAGACCAAAGAGCGUAUGGCUCAGGUGGCCACUGGAGUUGGUAGUAACCAGAUCACAUUUGGCCGAGGUUCCAGUCAGCCUAAUCUAUCCACUAGCUAUUCAGAGCAAGAAUAUGGCAAAUCUGGAGGCUCUCCUGCAUCUUACCAUGGCUCUACAUCCCCUCGAGUUUCUUCAGAGCUAGAGCAAGCACGACCUCAGACAAGUGGAGAGGAAGAGCUCCAACUGCAGCUUGCAUUAGCAAUGAGCAGAGAAGUUGCGGAGCAGGUGGGGAGCUGUGUGAAGCAACAGCCAUUUUGGACGAGGGCAGCUGUGGCUUCAGACCGAUUGAGAGAGGAGCGCCUCCGACGCGGAGAUGAUCUGAGAUUACAGAUGGCUCUGGAGGAGAGUCGCAGAGACACAAUUAAAAUUCCCAAAAAGAAGGAGCAUACAACUUUGUUGGAUCUCAUGGAUGCACUGCCCUCAUCAGCACCAGCCCCUCAGAAAACCGAAACCUGGGGACCCACAGCUGGAGCGAACCAAACAGACCCCUGGGGAGGCUCUGCAGCUACAGCUACCACCUCUGACCCAUGGCAAUCAUUUGGUGCCAAGCUAGCUACUUCUGUUGAUCCAUGGGGAGCGCCAACUGGAUCCACUACUCAGUCUCUCUCCAAAAAUGUAGACCCUUGGGCUCCUUCUCAGUCAUCCUCUGUAGCAACAAAAGCUACUGUAGAUCCGUGGGGACCAGCAGCUGCAAACAAACCUAUUUCCACUUCUGGAAGCACGUCGUUUGGCCUUUUCAGUAAUUUGAAUGGUGCAGGGAAAGAUGACUUUUCUGAAUUUGACAACCUUCGGAAUUCCAAAAAGACAGCUGAGUCGGGUUCCACUUUGUCAUCCCAGCAUAGUGGUACAACAAGUCCUGAUCUCUUUGAUUCUCAGCCCACGAACAUGACAUCAAGCAAACAAAGUGCAGCUCGGAAAACCCCCGAAUCUUUCUUGGGGCCCAAUGCAGCUUUGGUGAAUCUGGAUUCGUUGGUGUCUAAGCCGCCACAACCAGUUCCAUCAUUGAAUCCAUUCUUAGCUCCAGGGACAGUUACAGCACCAACUCCAAUCAACCCCUUCCAAGUGAAUCAGCCCCAGCCCCUCACACUAAAUCAGAUGAGAGCAAGUCCCGUGAUGGGCACGAGUCCUUCUUUUAAUGCUGUGCCAGCAAUGAGCAUGGAGCCAAUACCUCUGUCUUCCAUGGCACCGGUGGCUGUGGGAAUGGCGCCGUUACCAGCUAUGGGCACCAUGGCAUCUAUCACUCGAAUGGGCCAGGGGAUGAACAUGAGCAUUGCAGGAUCAAUGACCCAGCCUCUUCAUAGUACGGGAAUCCCUCCAUCGGCAUCCCAGCCCACAAAUACAACUAACCCUUUCCUCCUAUAAAAACCCAAUCGAAGGAACUUUCUUUUCAUAAUGUUUCCAAGCUGAAGUCUUUGGGGAAAAACGAACAGGAUCUGCUUGGACUGAAUGGCGUGUAAGCGACUUGGAAGUAGAUUUGCAGUUUACAGUUACGAACUUUGAAGAGUUGUCUAUACUUACCAGUUAAUCUAAAUCUAGUCUUUGCUACAGACGGUACCUUACUUUGGCUUGUUGAGCAUUACAUGAAAUGUUCAGACUUUUCACCAAAGUUAGAUUAUGCCCAUUUUGUUACUUUAACCAUUUCAAUACACUUUCUAGGGAGAACCUGCCAUUUUAAACUCCAUUUGCUAUUUUGUAGAUGUCAGAUAAUGUGCUGGAUCCUAAAAUUACUAUUACCUACAUCUAUCAUUUCCCAUGUUCAUAUGAUAGACCUGAGACUCGGAGUGCUAGUGAAUGUUUUUGCACAUAACUAUAUACAGUUCUAGACUGUUGGUUCACCCAUAGUCCUUAUUCUUAGAAGAGGGCCCAGAAGUCUGGUUUUACGCAUUAAACAUUGCAACACAAAAUCUCACCGCUUUCUUAUCGGCAGUUUGACUGAGAAAGCAAGCUUGUCUCGAAAGGAAAAAAAAAAAAAGCUGAAGAAAAUUCUCAAGUUGUCAAGUAUAACGUGUGCUGUUGUAUGCAGUGUUGAAUUGUACACUACUAUCUAAGGACUAUAAAGGAACUUCCCGUGAGUGGCAUGCUGCACUCGUGCUAAAUGAGUGUUCUGCUCUGUGCUUGUCCAGUAGUGACUUCGUUUGGAAGUGAUUGUGUGUAUUUUAUUUUUAUUUGACUUACAAUGUGAGAUGAAAGAAAAACAAAAUACAUCGGGACAACUUUGAAUUCAGUUUCGUUGGGGCAAGCUUUAAAACUAAUUCAGGCUUAACCUUGCUAUAUGCAGUUACUCUUGUAUACUUUUGCACAUAUUUUGUUUUUAGUACAGUUUCAUAUUUGAGUCUGCAGAAUAACCGAAUAGUCUUUUUUUUUUCUAAUUUUUAUAAUGUGGUUCUUAUUUAACUGUCUAGGUUUGAUAGACUUUUAUCAGGUCAGGCUGAAAAAUUAAGAUAUUGGCCAAUGUCAUUUUUAUGGGUUAAUGCCCUCCUUUUAUUUAUGGUUUUAGCUCUUUGUUUCUGUAAAGAAAAUGUAAAAGGGAAGAUUAACACUAAAAUAUUUUAUUUUUGAAUUAAGACUUUAUAAUGACAUUUAAAACAAAUUCUCAUGACUAAUUACUUUUUAGAGGAAAUGAAUUUGAACAUAUUACUUAAGACUACGUUUAGAAAACACUAAUGCUGCCUUUCCUUUAAUUCACUCCCCAUUUUCUCACGAUUACCAAAAUGGACAAACUUCUAGCCUCUUUAAGAUAAUCAUGAGGCUGUUUUCCCUGUUGUAAUCGUGACUUCUUGACAUUUUAAAAAUUCUAAGUCUAUGAAAGUGACUCAUGAAUCUGACCAGCUGAUGUUUUUAACUAACGGUGCACUCCAUGCCAAUGGCUGGUUCCAUUGACAACUGUUAACUUUGAACGAUAGAGUUUUAACUCGCAUGUCUUGGAUUCAUCAGCACUAAACGGUGCGCAGGUUUCAGUCAGCGUUACUGGCAUAAACCUGGCCUUCUCUAAGAUGGCAACAUUUUAAAAGCUCUCUUUUCACAUGGUAUGCAAACAUACACCGGGCACAUUUAGGGGAAUGUCCUAGAGCUUGUAACUUCAAUUGGGGCAUCUCUGCCUAUGAACUGUUGUACUUUUUGGUGGCCUUUCCCUGGAUUACAAAAAAGCUGAAACAAAUUAAUGGCAGAACUCCACUUUCUGGUGUAAUUAUACUAUGUGGAUUGUAAUAGCCCACAUUAGUGUGCCAUAUAAAGGAAGGACUGACUGGUGUGAAAGGAACUGGAUUUGUAUACUUUUGCCAGAGUAAAACUGGCUCAAAAACCAUCGUAACCAGCGUACAGUCACACAUUUUAGAUGUGUAGGUUGGAGUAGAUCUCAGUGUAUGGAAAGCUGAAUGCAUGGGUAUUUCUAUGCAGAUUGUUCUAUCCUCUUGUUGCUAUUGGGUUUACAAGUAGGUUUCAGAAUAUUAACCUGCUCAUAUUUUAUGUAGGAGGAAAAAUGACUGUCCACUCCCAGAAAGUCUUCAAAAACAAAUCGUCCGUGUUGUCUUUCAAAAUAAGGAAAAAGACUUUUUGGACGUUAUUAAUCAGUAUAGGCCGGGAAGGGCAUAAUUCUUGCUAGCAGUAGGAACUCUUAUGGGUUGUGAUAUAAGCAAAUGGAAAAAAAAAAAUUUCCAAUUGGUCUAGGCAAGAUUUACUCCAUGUUGUUUUCAGUUUAAUUUUCUCAGCUAUGGAGUUAGUUCAUUUGAUAUUUUCCCAGGCUUUCGGUCAGUCAGUUGCUUGUAUGUGCCAAGUGUAGAUGAGGGCAGCAUCCAUUCAGUCAACAGGUUCUGACUGCAACCUCUGAAAGACUUUAGAUAGGUUCGUUUUGAGGCAGGAUGGACCUGGUCAUAUUUGUAAUUCUUUUAAAAUCAUCUGCAGCUCAGAGUAAUGAGCUACCCUCCUGGAGUGAUAAAAAUCUACUAUGGACCUGGUAGGGAACUUACAUGCCCUGGUUGAAUAAAGCUGCCGAGUGGCAAAUUGUGGCUUUUACCAGCCCGCUUUUGUAGGAGCGAUACGACUUUUUACAUACAUUGCACAAUACACCGUGGCCAGGCACACCGUCUGAGCAGUGAUAAGCACGUCUCAUGGUGCUGCAGAGCCCUCAGCCAAGGAAGUUAACGACCUUAAGAUCCCCAGCCUGAAGUGUGUGUUGGGAUACGAAAUCAAAUAAAAAUGAGACCACGCAGGUGGUUUGGUAAAUAUCUUUUUGUUUCUUCGAUAGUAGGCAUACCUGUGUCUGCAAAGAUCUCAUGCAUACUGGUGGCUAUAAACAGCGAUGAAAGGUUGUUUUUGCCCUAGCCAAUCAAAGCAUCGGUUGUGUCCAGAAUGUUAAAUCCAUUUCAUGGUCACAUUCUGAAUAGUGGUUAAACUGAUUUUCUUUCUUUCUUUCUUUAUUUUUUUGAUGGAGCACAUCAUGUGUACCUGAUCUCAUUCACACUCUCAUUUCUCCAGACACCCCUCCCCCCCCCCGAUAAUACGGUGCUUUUGAUUUAAACUGUUAGUAUCCCAGAAUAGCCUUACUGGUCAAAUUGACCAAAGAUAAAUAGUGUUAAUUAUUUUGUAAAAGCAUCUUGGUAUAAUUUUAAGCCCAAAAAUAAGCUCAGUUAUUUAUUCAGUUUUAUACUAUGUAAAAACUAAAAUGUCUUGAGGGGACCGGGAAGGGAGACCAUAGUGGGUUGUGCUGUUUACAGUCUCUUUGAAGUCCCAUAGCUAAGACCGCUUUUGUUAUCAAUCUUCCCUUUACUGUUGCCGUUUCUAAUGUGUACUGUAUGUAUUAAUAUUGCACAAAUUGUGGAGAAAUAUACAGUUUAUUUUUCACAGCAGAAUCUCACAAAACUCGCUUCCUUUACAAGUGUUACAAUUGAAAUAUUUACCAAACUGGUUUCAUAAUACUGGGAGCAGGCUGCUUUUUUGAAUUUGUGCUGACUAUUGACAUUAUUUACUGUAUAAAUAUAAUUUAUCGUUUGUACUAUUGCACCAUAAUGUUCCGUAUCUUUGUGUCAUUUUUUUCCCUAGCAAUGUCACACAAAUGUGAUAUUUAACAAUGCCAUGAGAACAGUGGAAAGACAAGGGGUUGUAGGCGACGGGUCAGAAUUAAAAUUGUAUUGCUUAUA
This is a messenger RNA of Chelonia mydas (Green sea turtle), 8164 nucleotides long. RefSeq names its product epsin 2 (gene EPN2). Gene Ontology annotation, cellular component: clathrin vesicle coat; endosome; plasma membrane. NCBI's taxonomy places the organism in Eukaryota, Metazoa, Chordata, Testudines, Cheloniidae. Gene Ontology annotation, biological process: endocytosis. The transcript is spliced from 10 exons. Gene Ontology annotation, molecular function: phospholipid binding; clathrin binding. The coding region runs from base 2547 to 4391 and encodes 614 amino acids. The record is from RefSeq and is a predicted model, not a curated record.